CAAGUAUCGAUACUCCACCCUUCUUGGUCAUGCACAGUCAGUGUACCUGGACAUGAUCUGAAAUGCUUAAAGUUAAACCACCCACCUUAAGCUCUUAUUCUUCAACAUUGCUUUCGCUUUCAAAGCAUUGUCAUUUAAAUAUUCCUACUCCUAUUCAAACUAAAAGAGCCACCGGCUACCCAACUCUCAUGGCGACUUUGUCCGGCGUUUCCACUCAGAAAGAUGCCGUUUCCCAACAAAAUGUGUCGACCCAGAACAGCAAUCGGCCAGUACAGGUUGCUCAGCGCUUGGAAAAAUUCAAAACUACAAUUUUUACACAAAUGAGUAUGCUUGCUAUCAAACAUGGAGCCAUAAAUCUUGGCCAGGGCUUCCCCAACUUUGAUGGUCCAGAUUUUGUUAAAGAAGCAGCAAUUCAGGCUAUUAGGGAUGGGAAGAACCAAUAUGCCCGUGGAUUUGGAAUUCCAGAGUUUAAUGCUGCAAUUGCUGCCAGAUUUAAGAAAGAUAGUGGACUAGUGGUGGACCCUGAAAAGGAAGUCACUGUUACCUCUGGGUGCACAGAAGCCAUUGCUGCAACCAUAUUAGGUUUGAUCAAUCCUGGUGAUGAGGUGAUCCUUUUUGCUCCUUUUUAUGAUUCUUAUGAAGCCACCCUCUCCAUGGCUGGUGCCAAAAUCAAAUGCAUCACAUUGCGCCCUCCUGAUUUUGCUAUCCCCAUUAAUGAGCUCAAGUCCGCAAUCUCAAAGAAGACUCGUGCAAUUCUUAUGAACACUCCACAUAACCCCACUGGAAAGAUGUUCACUUGGGAAGAACUUGAUGUACAUCAACAAAUUUCUUCGAAUUGGUCAUAA
Pistacia vera is the source of this 845-nucleotide messenger RNA. RefSeq names its product probable N-succinyldiaminopimelate aminotransferase DapC. Gene Ontology annotation, molecular function: pyridoxal phosphate binding; L-kynurenine:2-oxoglutarate transaminase activity. Gene Ontology annotation, cellular component: cytoplasm. The transcript is spliced from 2 exons. The record is from RefSeq and is a predicted model, not a curated record. NCBI's taxonomy places the organism in Eukaryota, Viridiplantae, Streptophyta, Magnoliopsida, Sapindales, Anacardiaceae. The coding region runs from base 63 to 845 and encodes 260 amino acids. Gene Ontology annotation, biological process: biosynthetic process.